AUGUCAUCUACCAACUACAAUGACAGAGCAACUCGCUAUGAGCAGCUCAGAGCCGAGACAAAGCGUCUCGAAGGACGAGUGUACGCAAGAAUACGAACCCAAGACGAUUCCACGGGGGCUCUCGUGAUUCAAGAACACAGAGCGCCCGCCCGGGGAGAGGCAAAUGUGUAUGGAAAAGUCAUCCCACAGCACAAAGAAGACCUGUACUAUCAGGACUGGGAGGCUGUCACGCCGCGCGGGCAGCUUCAUGCUCCAAACACAUAUCUUAAGACUGAGCAUCGUCUGAAUGAGGGCCCUACGAAAGAAACCCUGAGAAAGUGGGGAGUAGAGUUAAUUCCUCGGCAGCAGAGGACUUUCACUGAGGAACCUGAGGAGGUAGAGCAAUAA
Messenger RNA from Drepanopeziza brunnea f. sp. 'multigermtubi' MB_m1, 387 nucleotides. RefSeq lists its product as uncharacterized. NCBI's taxonomy places the organism in Eukaryota, Fungi, Ascomycota, Leotiomycetes, Helotiales, Drepanopezizaceae. The record is from RefSeq and is a predicted model, not a curated record.